This is a messenger RNA of Paramecium octaurelia, 703 nucleotides long. The record is from the annotation of a GenBank genome assembly. Lineage: Eukaryota; Ciliophora; Oligohymenophorea; Peniculida; Parameciidae.
AUGUCUGAAUUAGAAGAGCUCAAAUUAGAUUUAGCUGAAGUCCAAUAAGUGCUUUCAACUCUUAAACGCUAAACCAAUAUCGACCACUUGAACAAUAGAAUCAAAUUUUUAGAAAACUCUAUUAAAAUACUAACACCAUAGAAAGUUGAAUAGCCAUAAUAAUAACAAUAAUAAAAGGAUUAAGACACUCUAAUAUAUCAAGGAAUUACAAAAUAUGCAUGGGAUUAAGAAGGGAAUAAAGUCAAAGUGUUUUUGAAUUUAGAGGGAAUUGGUUAGUUCCCUAAAGAAAAUAUCACAUCCUUCUUUGCUCCAAAUAGUGUAGAUGUCAAAAUUAAAGGCUACAAAGGUCUUAAUCACAGGUGUAGCUUCUUGAAUAAUUUUUAGAUUUUCUAUUAAAAAAACAUAUGAUGAAUUGAAAAAUAAGGAAUGUUCUAUUAAAGUAACAAACAAUUCCAUCAUCGUAAAUUUAAUUAAGAAAGACUCAUAAAAGUGGGAUUAAUUGAAUUAUAAGGGGAAAAUAGUAAAUUAUAAUUAAUAAUUAAUAUUCAGAUCGAUACAGACCCAUCUAAAUUAGAUUAAUAGGACCCAUAAGCGUCUUUAAUGACCAUGAUGAAGGAAAUGUAUUAGAACGGCGAUGAUAAUAUGAAACGAACUAUAGCCUAAGCUUGGUCUAAAUCAUAGGAGGAAUAAGGUAGUAAAUGAC